AUGAAGUUCCUAUCCACCCUCAUCACGACAGCGCUCAUCUUCCUUUCCUCCGCCAACGCCUACGCAAACCCAGGCGCCUGCUCCGGCAUCUGCAACAACUCGCACGACCCCUCUCUAAUCCGCAGGUCAUCCGAUGGGACCUACUUCCGCUUCUCCACGGGUGGCGGCCUUUCAAUCUACACCGCUCCCGCCAUCGUAGGCCCCUGGACCUACAACGGCGUCGUGCUCUCCGGCGGCUCCAAGAUCGACCUGACGGGGAACACUGACCUCUGGGCCCCCGACGUCCACCUCGUUGGCAGCACCUACUACCUCUACUACUCCGUAUCCAGCUUCGGCUCGCAAAACUCCGCCAUCGGCCUCGCCACCUCGCCCACGCUCGACGCCGGCUCCUGGACCGACCGCGGCGCCACCGGCAUCGCCUCCUCCUCCUCCAAGAACUACAACGCCAUCGACCCGAACCUCGUCGCCGUGGGCAGCGGCUACUACCUCAACUUCGGCUCCUUCUGGCACGACAUCUACCAAGCGCCGCUGGCCGCCACGCCGACGAAGACGGCGGGGAGCAGCUACAAUAUCGCGUUCAACGCGAGCGGCACGCAUGCGAUGGAGGGCUCGUACAUGUUCAGCCAUGGGGGGUACUACUACCUCUUCUUCUCGCGGGGGAUCUGCUGCGGGUACGACACCGACCGCCCCGCGAAGGGGGCCGAGUAUAGCGUCAUGGUGUGCCGCAGCAGCUCCGCGACGGGCGGAUUCGUUGAUAAAAACGGGGUUGCGUGUACGGCUGGCGGGGGGACGGUGGUGCUGGCGAGCCAUGGCACCGUGUACGGGCCGGGCGGGCAGGGCGUGUAUGAUGAUCCGACGUAUGGCCCGGUGCUGUACUAUCAUCAUGUGGAUACGACGAUUGGAGGCAACUCGCCCUCAACAGCCUUUUCCUGGCCUAGAGACUGGGGGCUGACCUUUGCUGGCCUCCCUACCGCCAAGUGGAUCGCCACUAUCAGACGCCUCCAUCCCGCGUCGGGAGUCCAGAUGAAGGAGAACCUCGCCGCAGACAGCGCAUAUCUCUGUUCCAACAAGCGACCUGGACUACCGCUUAUCUAA
Molecule: messenger RNA, 1095 nt
Organism: Mytilinidion resinicola
Lineage: Eukaryota; Fungi; Ascomycota; Dothideomycetes; Mytilinidiales; Mytilinidiaceae
Product: endo-1,5-alpha-L-arabinosidase
Exons: 4
Coding region: 1-1095 (364 amino acids)
Biological process (GO): carbohydrate metabolic process
Molecular function (GO): arabinan endo-1,5-alpha-L-arabinosidase activity
Source: RefSeq, a predicted model, not a curated record